CUUUGCUGCCUGCAAUAAACUUGCGCACGCUCAACGUUAGCCGCAGACCUUAUCGUUCUAUAGCUAUCUAGCAAGAUCAGCACAGCACGCGUCAGUAUUCUUCGAGCAUUCGGUGAUCUUGUGAUACUACACCUGAGCGUUACCAAGGGCAGCUCGGAAACCACAGCUAUGUCCGGUAGCAAAGUCUUUCUCUUGCGACAUGCUGAGUCCCAGCAUAACGUUGACAAAAACUUUGAACGGCUUGAUCCUGCAUUAACGGAAUCUGGGACUAAGGCUGCAGGACAACUGGCCUCGUCAUUCCCGGAACCAGAUUCUGUGGGCGUUGUCUUGUCAUCCCCGUCGCAACGCGCAAUCCAGACUGCGUUUGCUGUAUUCCCCAACGUCCUCGACCGGCGCUAUUUUGACCCAGCAAGUGGGAACGGGGUCGAAGCAGGCGCGGUCUUCAUUGUAGACCCAGAUGCGCAGGAGCGGAGCGCCCUUCCCUGCGAUACCUGUUCAACUCGAGAGUCCCUGCAACAAAUUUUUCCUUACAUCGACUUCUCGCCCCUGUCAGAUGCGGAGGACGCAACAUGGAGGUCAAAGACGGGCUCCUAUUCCGACCACGACGAGGCCGUCAAAAUGCGAGCGAUGAGACUUCGAGAGACGUUGGAAAAGCUGGUAGCAUCUUGCGAAAAAUCCUCGAGGCCAAAUGUGGCUUUGGUCACGCAUGGUGUUUUUAUGAAGGCUUUGACAAACGAUAGCAGCAUUGACCUACCUAGACCUGGUUGGGCUGCGUACCGUAUUCAAAAAGGUGACGACGGAAAUGUUGUCCUUGUUGCUGCGGAUUGAAAAGGAUCGAAUUGCGCAAGAUUGGAUUAUUCCGUACUCUCGAAGGCCCUAACAUGUCAGACUGGUUGCUGUAAUUUACGACCGCGUGAAGGGCUAUGAUAGUUGGACAUGUUUGCCAUACUAUUGGACAGUUGAAUGCGCAUAACUUGACUUCUUACGACGCGAUACGGGUCUCAGCUAAUUGACAAAUGAAUGAUCGAGCUGGUUUUGCAAUGGCCGCACCUUGAGUAGAUGCAUUGUUUCUGGAGCAACGUAUAAGGACGUCGCUUUGCAGGCGUAGUGCUGCAUUCACCACACUCUCCGUCAGCCAAUCGAUGGCGAAGCUUUUCUCUCUUAGACUUCGUGUAAUCGCCACCUAUUUGGUGAAUAUAUUGCGUCCUGGCUCC
Messenger RNA from Exophiala dermatitidis NIH/UT8656, 1214 nucleotides. RefSeq lists its product as uncharacterized. The coding region runs from base 169 to 828 and encodes 219 amino acids. Lineage: Eukaryota; Fungi; Ascomycota; Eurotiomycetes; Chaetothyriales; Herpotrichiellaceae. The record is from RefSeq and is a predicted model, not a curated record. The transcript has a single exon. Gene Ontology annotation, cellular component: cytoplasm. Gene Ontology annotation, molecular function: phosphatase activity.